GGAUGACUUCACCGUUCAGCCUGGGUUUCCUUUAUGAUCCCGGGAUCUCCCACUUCCCUCACCAGACAUCAUCCAGCAGCACAGGCAAACACAGCUCACUCUCCCUCCUCUCGCUCUCUCGCUCACUCUCUCUCUCUCUCUCCCUCCCUCACACACACACACACGCGCGCUCGCACAUACAUAUAACAGCGUCUCUCCCUGCAGCUGCAACACAUCCAGAGACCACAACAAGCACCAGGACUUCAGACGCCUCAUCCACAUCGAGUCUCCUUCACAGAGGAUCCCAGCAGGAGAGAGACUCCAUCAUCAGCUGCAACCACCAACAAAAAGGGAUCUACGGCUGCGUCGAGGAAGAUCUUCCAUCGACUUGAUUAAUUUUUCAAGCUGGUGAUCCUUCUCCUCCUUUUUUGUGCCACAAUGUCCGAGGUGCUGCCAUACAGCGAGGGUAAAAUGAACGGCUACGGGGCGGACAGCGAGGUCAGCCAGAUGUCCUUUAGCUGCGGACUGCAGGACACAAGCGCUUUUUUCGCUUCGUCGCAGGCGAAAAGACCCCCGAAGCUUGGACAGAUCGGCAGAGCCAAGCGAGUGGUCAUCGAGGACGACCGAAUAGACGAGGUCCUGAAGGGGAUGACAGACAAGUCCUCACCCGGCGUGUAAACACGAGCGAUGGCCUUGCAGACUCUUUUAAUUUUGAUCACCGAUUCGAAGCACUUGUCGGCUGUGCAUGUUCGAGGACUUGCAGGAGAGGACGACGGCACGAAAGCUAGGAUGGGAUGAUGGAGAAAAGGGCGAAGAAGAAGAAGACGAUGAAGAAGGGGGUAAAAACGGAAAGAGGAAGAUAAAUGAGGAAGAGGUGAAGAAGGGAUGAGAGAGAAGAGAAAGAGACUCUGGCGAAGACCAAGAUUUUUAUCAUGGGAUUGCUGGCAAUUCUUCAGACGAAUCCCGAUGUUUAACUCCUGCUGCGCAGCACGAUGUUGAGAUGGCGGACUCCUGCUCUGUGUCUCAACCUCUGCUGACUUUAAUGAUGGAUGAACUUGUCAUUACUUCACGACCAUCUUCUAUUUUUUUCUUUCCAAAAAGCGCUGUAUAAGAAACUCAGUAGUGCAACUGGAGGCUGGAGCUAAAUCCCAGCCCUGUUUCAAUAAGUUGUACAGUAGGUAGGCUUUAAGCUCUCAGACACCCUCCCCCCUGACUUCCCCAUCCUCCCCUCCCUCCUGUACGCUUUGCUUUGUUGACUCAGUCGGCGACGGUGCAUUCAAGGGAGCUGUCCUUUCAGCACUGGUCCAAUGCAUUCCCGUUGCUGGUAUAAAAACGCUUUUAAAAACAGACCAACCAAACUCUCGAGUCUACUAAAUAGAGAAGACCCAUUGUAUGUAAAAACAUAUAUCCGAGGAUGGUGCAAUGUUGAUAUUUUCUGUAGUAGAACCCCAUAUGUUUUUCUCUUUGUUUUUGGGCCCUUAAAGAGCAUCGCCGGCCCCAGAUUCUAACUGAACCGCAGGUUACAUUCUUCUUCUUGCAUUACCCAUUAGUGGUUGAAGGUGCGGGCCGGCACCUCCAUGUAGCUGAUUUACACCUGCACAUAUCUUUUCCUCUAUUUUUCUUUUGUUUCUAUUUUCAGAUGCUCAGAUAUCCACAGAGGCCAGCAGAGAUGUGGGAUUACAGUAAAUAUUUAAAAUUAAAGUCAUGAAAUUGAUGGGAAAAAAUAAUCGUUCUAUAAUUUAGAUUUUUGCGAUUAUCUGUGUUUCGUCUUCUAUAAAUCUAGAAGUUUUUUCUCCAUCUAUUUGCAUGAACUCUCACUCCGGUGCCAAUGCAGGUGCCACCACUCUUACCCUGGCACGCUUCUUUUUAAACAAAAGUCAUAUUUGUAUUUUUAUAUCUAAAUAUUUGUUAUUUAAAUGAUAUGCUAGUCUAUCGUCUUACAAUUCAUCAACAAAAAUAUUUCUACUUCAGAGAGGAUAUACAGAAUGAGACUAGGCUUCAUAAGAGGCACUUCUGGGAUUUUGGUGGACUGGUCUAAUUCUAUAUCAGAGGUCGGACCUUUUUUAAAGACUAACUGAAUGUGUCUGGGGUUUUUGCACACAUCAAUGUUAAACUAUUAUUAAGAAAUCGUAUACUGUGACUUGAGCUUCGUUGAUGAAUUUGUUAGAAAAUCGCAGUUUUAGAUAUAUAUUGCACUGUUUACGAGUAUCCUCAAAUGACACGUUGUUAUUUGACCGACUUUGGACAUUACAACCUUUGUUUUUUUAAUUUUAUUUAUUUUGUACCAUUAUUUUAAAGAAACUGGAUAUGGUUUGUUGUGCAUGAAACCUUAAUAUUUUCAAUAAUGAAACAUCGUUUUAUGAAGCAAAAAAGCAACAAAAUGUCAUGACAUUCUAAGAAUGAAUCAUUGUAUAUUAUGAUGCCAUUUUCACUGUAUUUGGUGAAUUAAUAAAUGGUGACAGAAGA
Messenger RNA from Hippoglossus stenolepis (Pacific halibut), 2445 nucleotides. It is a transcript of the gene camk2n1a, whose product is annotated as calcium/calmodulin-dependent protein kinase II inhibitor 1a. Gene Ontology annotation, biological process: negative regulation of protein kinase activity. The transcript is spliced from 2 exons. Gene Ontology annotation, molecular function: calcium-dependent protein kinase inhibitor activity; protein kinase binding. Bases 418 to 657 code for a protein of 79 amino acids. Lineage: Eukaryota; Metazoa; Chordata; Actinopteri; Pleuronectiformes; Pleuronectidae. The record is from RefSeq and is a predicted model, not a curated record.